This is a messenger RNA of Diachasma alloeum, 446 nucleotides long. RefSeq lists its product as uncharacterized. Lineage: Eukaryota; Metazoa; Arthropoda; Insecta; Hymenoptera; Braconidae. The record is from RefSeq and is a predicted model, not a curated record. The coding region runs from base 12 to 401 and encodes 129 amino acids. The transcript has 3 exons.
GGAAAACUAAAAUGAGUCGAUACUACUUGAGACGAAAGAAAAAACAGUUCCAAGAAUUCAGUCUCUCUCGACAGGGGAAGAGGUUCCCCACCAGAUCCCAUUUAUCCAAAGAGUCACCCAAGCCGGACAAAUACAUCAAAAACCAUGAACAUCCCUACGCAACUCGCUCAAAGACCUCUCAUCAGCCUUCCCUACUAUUCAAUGGUAACAAACACGUCUCCAAAAAAGCUGCCCCAGACCCCAAUGUUAUCUACCUCGGAGCAUAUCGCAAGAUCCCUCGAUUUAUUGAUCUAGAAAAUAACCAAGAGGAGCCCCAACAUAUCGUGCUGAUUGAAAAAUUCAAACCGAAUUUCCAAUUCAAAGUGGAAAAAAUGGAUUGUCAACAUGACGACGAGAGCUAAAUGAUGCAGGAAUUGAAUCGCUUUAACACGGCGAAAUGAUUAUAC